GAAAAAAAGCGUUAUGUAUUCGAACUUAUGUAUCAUGUAUGGAUACUCAAGCCAGAAUUUUACUUACACGAAAUGGAUUUGAUUUAUCAUCAUCACCGCCUCAAGCUACUUUUGAUUAUCCAUCAUUCACUCAUAAAUUUAGAAUUGAUAAUUUGGCUAAUUUUAAUUCCGAAUAUUUUGAUUUAAGUCAAGUUCCCGAAAAUUAUUCUCACGAUCUAAAUUAUAAUGAUCUGAUUGGUUCAAUUAUCAAGUUACCUGGAGCUUCGAAAUCAGAAUCUCAUGUGCAAUUAUUAGAAAAACUUUUUAGUGUUCAAAAACGAUUAGAAAAUCUAUCAAUUAUUGGUAAUAGUAAUUUAAAUUCUAAUUCAUUAUUAUGGGUUAUCGUCAAAUUAAGGAGAUUUUCAUUUGGUUAUGAAAAAGGAUUGGAUGCUAAUAAUUUAUUAUGUAAAAUGGCCGAAAGUGUACCAGAAUCACUUGAAUCUAUUGAAAUUAGAAUGGGAAUGUUUAGAUCUGAAAGUUUAAGAAAAUUUUUUGAAGGGUGGUAUCGUAAAGGAUGA
Messenger RNA from Diversispora eburnea, 557 nucleotides. The record is from the annotation of a GenBank genome assembly. NCBI's taxonomy places the organism in Eukaryota, Fungi, Glomeromycota, Glomeromycetes, Diversisporales, Diversisporaceae.